ACCGCUAGCUGACUGAGCACACUGAGGUUAAAGAUGUGCUUUGUUGCAGCAGCUCUCAACCUAGGUGAGAGCUAUGGCCACCCACAGUUCCUGCCUGCCGGAGUUCCACUUUAUCCAUCCGCUGAUGACGGCAGCCUGGAGGAUUGGGUGAACGCGUCUGACGCGCUCAUUCACUGGCCUUGAGGUUGCGUUGGAGCCCAGAGACGACUGUUGUUUCUAGGUAGGUAUCUAGCUGCCACUGUCUAUAAUCUCGAUGAGUUUGAAUCGUCGACCGACCCAGCCAGUGGCAACCGGCCGCUUUUCGUAACACCAGUGUUUCAAGGUAGCCUGGCUGUUGGUGACUAGCAAGCUCUCGAGGAGUGAGGCUCGAGAUGUCUCGUUUUAAGCGACAAGCAUCGGCCGGUCCCUCGGUCACCCCCUUGCUGGAGGCGCAGGAAGAGGACCGGAUGCAGUAUGGCUCUGGAUCGGCAGGUGUCGAGGACGAUCUGCGUGACAAGUUUGCGAACCGCCCGAAAAACCACUCUCGCACGCUAGUCUUUUCAGAUCUCUUCACCAAUCUGUUCAACCCUCUAAAUGAAAACAAGAAAUCGCGGGGCCCCAGCGGCCCCCCCAGGCGCAAGACGGGCUCCUCAAAGCCGUCGCCCCACGAGCAGCGUCGGCAAAUCAUCGAGCGCUUCAUCAAGCGUUGGCGUAACGAGGUUGGCAACGACUUCUACCCGGCGCUACGCCUAAUCCUUCCAGAUAAGGACCGCGACCGCGGCGUCUACGGGCUUAGGGAAAGCGCGAUUGGCAAACUCCUCGUCAAAUUGAUGAAGAUAUCCAGUGAUUCCGAGGACGGCCAUAGCCUGCUGAGGUGGAAGCUCCCUGGCCAAACGUUUGCCAGCCGCAUGGCCGGCGACUUUGCUGGCCGAUGCUUCGAAAUCCUGUCCAAAAGGCAGAUGCGCACUGCCCCCGGAGACAUGCGCAUCGCCGAGGUCAACGCUCUACUCGACCGUCUAUCUGCUGCUUCGGGCGAGGUCGAGCAGCUGCCCAUCUUCCAGGUCUUCUACGAGCGCAUGAACGCUGAGGAGAUGAUGUGGCUGGUCCGCAUCGUGUUGCGGCAGAUGAAGGUUGGCGCCUCGGAGCGCACUUUUCUUGGCAUGUGGCACCCCGACGGCGAGGCUCUGUUCAGCGUUAGCUCAAGCCUGCGCCGUGUGUGCUGGGAGCUAUGUAAUCCUGCCGUACGCCUCGAGCAAGAGGACACGGGCGUCACUCCUAUGCAGUGCUUCCAGCCGCAGCUCGCCCAGUUCCAGAUGCCCGAAUCCUUUGAGCGCAUGAUCACGCACAUGCGGCCCACGGAUGACGACCUGGAGUUUUGGAUCGAGGAAAAGCUCGACGGCGAGCGCAUGCAGAUGCACAUGGUCGAGGAUGACUCGGUGCCUGGCGGCAAGCGCUUCCGCUUCUGGUCGCGCAAGGGGAAAGACUACACGUAUCUUUACGGCAGCAGCCUCGAGGAUGGCAAAUCGGCUCUUACCCAGCACCUCGGAGGCGCUUUUGAACCGCGGGUUAGAAACCUCAUCUUGGAUGGAGAGAUGGUCACCUGGGACCCCAAACUCGACAAGAUGGUGGCCUUUGGUACCCUCAAGACUGCCGCGCUGAUGGGCCAGCAGAUGCCCCUGGACGAAAGCAGUGAAAGGCCCUUGUUCCGCGUCUUCGACAUUCUGUACCUCAACGACCAGCCAAUCACCCAGUACACGCUGCGCGAUCGCCGCGGGGCCCUAGACAGCGCGGUCCGUGGCGUCCACAGAAGGCUCGAGAUACACCCCUACGACAAGGCGACGUCGCACGACGCCAUCGAGCCCCUUCUGCGCCAAGUUAUCGCCGACGCAUCCGAGGGUCUGGUGCUCAAGAACCCUCGGUCUAUGUACCGGCUCAACAGUCGCAACGACGACUGGCUCAAGGUUAAGCCCGAAUAUAUGGAUGAGUACGGCGAGUCUCUCGACUGCCUCGUAGUUGGCGGCUACUUCGGAUCAGGGCGCCGAGGCGGCACCGUCUCCAGCUUCCUCUGCGGGCUGAGGGUGGGGGAGAAUCACGUCAAGGCCGGUAUCGACCCGGAGAAGUGCAUCAGCUUCUGCAAGGUUGGCGGCGGGUUUAAGGCUGAGGACUAUGCUCACAUCCGACACCUGACUGAGGGCAAGUGGAUGGGAUGGGACGCCAGCAACCCGCCUAGCAAGUACAUCGAGCUUGGCGGCGGCGACAAGUUUCAGUACGAAAGGCCCGACGUCUGGAUCCGGCCCAAGGACUCGGUCGUAAUCUCGGUCAAGGCUGCCAGUGUCGCAUCGUCAGACCAGUUUGGCAUGAAGAUGACACUGCGCUUUCCAAGGUUUCGUGGCCUGAGGUCCGACAGAAGCUGGAACUCGGCACUGGAUGUGGAUGGGUUCUUGAGACUUCGGGAGGAGAUUGAGCAGAAAGCCAAGGAGAAGACGGAAAUGAAGAUCGAGGACCGCAGGCGCCCGGCCCGGAAGAGGGCGCGACGAGAGCUCGUCAUUGCCGGCCAAGAUACCUCGGCCGCGAUGCCGGCCGGCGCCAACCAGCUGGGUGGUUUUGCCAACGCAGCGGCCAAGAAAGGGAGGCUGUUCAAGGGGCUCACCUUUUGCGUGCUCUCAGAGUCGCUCCGUCCGGUGCGCCAGACCAAGGCGCAGCUCGAGAUGCUGAUUAAGAGCCACGGGGGCAGCAUCUCGCAGAAGGCGGAUCCCAAAUCCAAGACGAUGCGCCUAAUUGCAGACAAAAAUGUGGUCAAGGUAGCAAGCCUGAUCAAGCAGGACGGUGAUGUGAACGUCAUCCGUCCAGGAUGGAUCAUGGACUGCGUUAAACAAGGGGGUGGUGGAUUUGUGCUCCCGCUCGAGGAACGGCACCUUUUGCACGCCCCCGAGUCCACGCGGCGGCUCGCCGAAGAGGCUAUUGACGCGUUUGGCGACAGUUACAUGCGGGAUCUGGAGGCCGAAGAGAUUGAUGGGUUGCUGCAAGGCAUGGGCCAGCAGGACGACGACGAAGGCGCCGAUAACGACGAUAUGCAACGCAUACUGGAGCUACUUGGCGAGACGGGCGAGCCGGCCCGCGGCCUGAUGUUCCAGCGGUGCUUGGUCCACUGCGCCAGGUCUGCUGGCACGCCCGCCUUCGCACUAGAGCAGUUACAGAACUACGUGCUGUUCGGGGGCGGAGCCAUAGCGGACAGCGCCGACAGGACCGGCAUCACCCACAUAGUUGUGGUGACCAACUCUGCGGCUGCCGACCCGCUUGCUGGCAGGGAGCUGGCGGCCGAGAUGCGUUAUACAACGAGCUCGAUGCGGCGGCGGCCGCGGAUUGUAUCACAGGAGUGGGUCAAGGAGAGCUGGAAGGAAGCAACACGGCUGGACGAGGAGAUGUUUGCGCCUCAGUGAUUUGAACUCUAAGGGGACCAUUCAACAGGCCAGGAACCAGACGACUGAACAGAUAAGCCACAAUGCAUUGAGAGCCCCCAUCUACAGGCGGUCCUCACCACUACAAAGGUAGAUAGGGACCUAGACCGGUAGGCAGGUAGCUAAGCUGGGCCCGGUGCUGGAGAAUCGAGGGUGGCUAUGUUCACUUGCCGAUGGUGAGGAACAGACGGUCGCCAACAUCGCCCAGACCAGGGCGGAGCAUGCCAUCUUUGGUAAGCUCUUGGUCGACGGCGGCAACCCAUAUCUCGACGCCCUCGGGCCACUCCUCGGCAGCGCGCUUGAUACCAUCUAUGGCGGCAAUGACACUGAGGACAACGAUGCGGUGGGCCCCCCACUCGCGCAGAGUCUGUAUUGCGGCGGCGCAGGUGCCGCCCGUGGCGAUGACGGGAUCGAGGAUGAAGGCGAGGCUGGGGGCGACGCUCGCGGCCGCGCCCCCCGCUCCGGGAAGGUGGUUGGGCAGGUUGUUGUAGUACUCGACGGGCUCGAGCGUGGUCGGCUCGCGGUAGAGGCCGAGAUGGUGGACCGGGACCGGCUCGGGUAGCAGGGUCUGGACGGCUGCACAGGGGGCGAGGGGAGUCGGGGUCCCAGAGUGUCAGCAGAAGUCCCUUUGGCGGGCCGUGCUAGGUAGCGGGACACGUAGAGAAACCAACCCUCAGUCAUGGCGAGACCGGACCUCAGGAUGGGGACCAGACACAAGGUCUCGGGAGAUAUGCGGCUCGCGGUGUACUCGAAGCCGAUGGAAGUUUCGUCCUGUUCCCUCCGGGGCCAGGAUCGGUCAGCAGUCAGGCCAGGCGCGGGCAACUCGGAAGAAGCCCACCUCCCUCUAUUCAGUCGCGUACCUUGUGCGCGGGGACUGCGGAGACGCUGGAGGCCAGGGCCUCGCAGGCGACGAUCAGUGAUAUCUCAUGGACCAGGUUCUUGACCUCCUUUGCGGGCGUCGACUUGGACCGCAGCUGGCUGAGCUUGGCGACGAGGCAUGGGUGGUUGGAGACGUGAACGUUGGCCGGGAGGCUCAUUGUGCCGACUAUCCUGUCGGGGCUGAUGGAAGAAGGUUGGAGGCGGACAAACAAGCGACGAGGGGAGGCAGCAAGGGAUGGAUGGCCUUGGGCGUUACGAGACCAAGCCUAGUAGAGAAGGGCUAGUUGGCAUGGAAGAAGCACUUGCAAGUCUAUCUUGAAGAGUCGGUGGAGAGAUAUGAUCCAACACGAGAAACACAGGGGACGGCGGGAGGAGGCAGACAAAGCGGGAGGGGAGUUGACCGAAAGGCGGCGGCGGCGCCGCCUCAAUUUGUUUGCUUUAAGCGGGCCGACACAGCUCAGAACGCCUAGGUACAUUUGGGGUGGUACUUUCUGGCGGUACCAGCGCCGCCUCUAAUGGCACCUGCCUGCAGGUAGCCCUCAUGUGGCUAGCACCAGCGAGGUCAAUGGGCGCCAGGCUAGCACUGAGUUGAUAGACACCAGACGGUAUGGAAAGGGGCACAGAGCUCUGGGAAUGGGGUGGAGCAUUAUUACGUAGGUAGGUGCGGGAAAAAAGAGGUAUCUCCGGAGACAGGACAGGCAAUGCAACUCGAGCAAGGCGGGGUUCAGAAAGGUCCCCACUGACCCUCCCGCCUGUACACCGCGUGGGCUAGGUAUCCC
Gaeumannomyces tritici R3-111a-1 is the source of this 5095-nucleotide messenger RNA. RefSeq names its product DNA ligase 4. Gene Ontology annotation, molecular function: DNA ligase (ATP) activity; DNA binding; ATP binding. Gene Ontology annotation, biological process: nucleotide-excision repair, DNA gap filling; DNA biosynthetic process; double-strand break repair via nonhomologous end joining. The transcript has 2 exons. Gene Ontology annotation, cellular component: DNA ligase IV complex. The record is from RefSeq and is a predicted model, not a curated record. Lineage: Eukaryota; Fungi; Ascomycota; Sordariomycetes; Magnaporthales; Magnaporthaceae. The coding region runs from base 372 to 3419 and encodes 1015 amino acids.